Dovyalis caffra is the source of this 4038-nucleotide messenger RNA. NCBI's taxonomy places the organism in Eukaryota, Viridiplantae, Streptophyta, Magnoliopsida, Malpighiales, Salicaceae. The record is from the annotation of a GenBank genome assembly.
AUGGCGACUGAUCGUGGUGCUGUUGUUGGAUUCGUUGGAUUGGAUGAGUUGAGCUUAGACAUGGCCGCUUCGCUUCUUCGUUCUGGCUACAAAGUUCAAGCUUAUGAGAUAGAAGAAUCUUUGGUUGAUAAAUUUUUGAAUCUUGGGGGGACAAGAAGUGCCAACCUUAUUGAGGCUGGGAAAGGAAGGUCUGAAGCUAUUGCAAAGGCGCACCCUAUUCUUUCUGCAAUGUGUGAAAAGCUUCUCACUUUUGAAGGUGAAGUAGGUGCUGGAAGUAAAAUUAAAAUGGUGAAUGAGCUGCUUGAGGGCAUUCAUCUGGUUGCUUCAGUGGAGGCUAUUUCUCUUGGCGCUCAAGCUGGAAUUCAUCCAUGGAUAGUCUACGAUAUCAUUUCCAAUGCUGCUGGAAACUCAUGGAUUUUCAAGAAUCAUGUUCCCCAGUUUUUGAGAGGUGAUACCAAGGUGCAUUCCUACAGGACUGUGGUCCAAAAUUUGGUUAUUGAGUUGAGUUUGAAUGCCGAACAACUAUUAAAUCGAAGGUUGAAAAUUGGUUCCUUUGCUGAUGGAUCACUUGUUAGCAAAGUUACCUUUGCUAGAGUUUAUAGUGGGGACCAGAGAGAUUUGAUUGUUUGUGAAAAUAUCGUAGAGGGUAUUGUUUUGGAUAUGGCCAAAUCGCUUAUAUUUCCUCUUCCACUUUUGACUGUUGCUCAACAACAACUUAUUCUUGGAUCUUCAAAUGGUCUGGAUGAUGAUAGUGACGCCACAUUGGUCAAGGUCUGGGGAAAGUUGCUUGGAGCUAAUAUUCAAGAUGCAGCCAGUGCAGAACUCUACAAACCUGAGCAACUGGCAAGACAAAUUGUUGCCAAAUCUGUUGUUGUUAAGAGAAUUGGUUUCAUUGGUCUUGGAGCAAUGGGAUUUGGCAUGGCAACUCAACUGUUGAAAUCGAAUUUCUGCGUUGUUGGUUUUGAUGUGUAUAAACCAACACUAACUCGAUUUGCUAAUGCUGGUGGCAUGAUUGGCAACUCUCCAGCCGAAGCAUCUAAAGAUGUUGAUGUACUAGUAAUUAUGGUCACAAAUGAAACUCAAGCAGAGGGUGUUUUGUAUGGAGAUCUAGGAGCAGUAGCAGCCUUACCAUCAGGAGCAUCUAUCGUCCUUUCUUCUACAGUAUCCCCUGCAUUUGUGAGCCAACUGGAGCACCGCUUACAAAAUGAGGGCAAGGGCUUGAAAUUGGUGGAUGCUCCUGUUUCUGGUGGUGUCAAGCGGGCUUCCGAAGGAACACUUACGAUAAUGGCUUCUGGUACUGAUGAAGCUCUUACAUGUACUGGCUCAGUUCUCUCAGCACUAAGUGAGAAGCUUUAUGUGAUUAGAGGAGGUUGUGGGGCUGGAAGUGGUGUAAAGAUGAUUAAUCAGUUGCUCGCUGGAGUCCAUAUAGCAUCAGGGGCUGAGGCAAUUGCGUUUGGAGCUCGAUUAGGUCUCAGUACAAGGAUGCUGUUUGAUUUCAUCAAGAACAGUGGAGGCACAUCCUGGAUGUUUGAGAAUCGUGUUCCUCACAUGUUGGACAAUGAUUAUACACCGUAUUCUGCACUCGAUAUCUUUGUGAAGGAUCUGGGCAUUGUUUCUCGUGAAUCGUCAUCCCGUAAAGUUCCACUUCAUAUUGCAACUGUCGCACACCAACUGUUCCUGGCAGGCUCUGCUGCUGGCUGGGGUCGGCAAGAUGAUGCAGGUGUAGUGAAGGUUUAUGAGACCCUCACAGGUGUUAGAGUUGAAGGAAAACUUCCUGUACUUAAGAAAGAAAUUGUCUUGCAGUCUCUUCCACCUGAGUGGCCCCUGGAUCCCAUUGAUGACAUUCAUAGACUGAACCAGAGUAAUUCAAAAACACUGGUUGUUCUAGAUGAUGAUCCAACGGGAACUCAAACUGUUCAUGAUAUUGAAGUAUUAACAGAAUGGAGUGUUGAGUCACUAGUUGAGCAAUUUAGGAAACAGCCUAAAUGCUUUUUUAUUUUGACCAACUCUAGGUCAUUGAGUUCUGAAAAGGCGAGUGCACUGAUUAAAGAUAUCUGUGGAAACCUAAGCACAGCUGCUAAAUCAGUUGAGAAUGUUGAUUAUACAGUAGUUUUGAGAGGUGAUUCAACACUACGUGGUCAUUUUCCGGAGGAAGCAGAUGCAGCAGUUUCAGUACUCGGUGAGAUGGACGCAUGGAUCAUUUGCCCUUUUUUUCUUCAAGGAGGCCGUUAUACAAUCGAAGAUAUACACUAUGUUGCAGAUGCUGAUCGGCUUGUCCCUGCAGGAGACACAGAGUUCGCCAAAGAUGCUUCUUUUGGAUACAAAUCUUCAAACCUCCGCGAGUGGGUUGAGGAGAAAACUAGCGGCCAUACUCCUGCUAGCAGUGUUUCAUCUAUAUCUAUCCAUCUUUUGAGGAAAGGUGGGCCAGAUGCCGUUUGUGAUCUUCUUUGCAACUUGCAGAAGGGGUCAAUUUGCAUAGUUAAUGCAGCAAGUGAAAGAGACAUGGCUGUAUUUUCAGCUGGAAUGAUUCAGGCAGAAUUAAGGGGAAAAUCCUUUUUAUGCCGCACCGCUGCUAGUUUUGUUUCUACCCGAAUUGGAAUUAUUCCAAAAGCUCCAAUACUGCCAAAGGAUCUAGGAAUAAACAAAGAAAGAAUGGGCGGACUUAUAGUUGUGGGAUCGUAUGUGCCCAAAACAACAAAACAGGUUGAAGAACUUAAAUUACAAUGUGGCCACUUUUUAAAGAAAUUAGAGGUUUCUGUUGAUAAACUUGCCAUGAAGUCAUCAGAAGAGAGGGAGGAGGAAAUCAAUAGAGCGGCUGAGAUGGGAAGUUUAUUCCUUGGGGCUUGUAAAGACACUUUAAUCAUGACCAGUCGAGAACUCAUCACUGGAAAAACUGCUUCUGAGAGCUUGGAAAUCAACUUUAAAGUGAGCUCUGCAUUGGUGGAAAUUGUUAGGCGGAUAUCAACAAGACCACGUUACAUUCUUGCAAAGGGAGGAAUCACGUCAUCUGACCUUGCUACAAAAGCUCUGGAAGCAAAACGUGCCAAAGUAGUUGGACAAGCCCUAGCUGGUAUUCCAUUGUGGCAGCUAGGUCCAGAAAGUAGGCAUCCAGGAGUUCCGUACAUUGUUUUCCCAGGUAAUGUUGGUGACAGUAAAGCACUGGCAGAUGUUGUGAAAUCUUGGGCUCUUCCUUCUCGACUUUCUUCAACAAAAGAACUUCUUCUUAAUGCAGAGAGAGGUGGAUAUGCUGUUGGAGCAUUUAACGUCUAUAAUAUGGAAGGAGCUGAGGCUGUUGUAGCUGCAGCAGAGGAAGAAAAUAGUCCUGCCAUUCUACAGAUCCAUCCCAGUGCAUUGAAACAAGGAGGAAUUCCCUUGGUUGCUUGUUGUGUGUCUGCUGCUGAACAGGCCAAUGUUCCAAUCACUGUUCAUUUUGAUCAUGGAACUUCAAAGCUAGAGCUAGUUGAAGCUCUUGAUUCGGGAUUUGAUUCAUUGAUGGUAGAUGGUUCACAUCUUCCUCUCAAGGAUAAUAUAGCAUACACAAAGUACAUAUCACUUUUGGCCCACUCCAAAAACAUGUUGGUGGAGGCUGAACUAGGAAGGUUGUCAGGGACAGAGGAUGAUUUGACUGUUGAAGAUUAUGAAGCAAGACUGACUGACGUUAAUCAGGCUGAAAAGUUCAUCGAUGAGACUGGUAUAGAUGCCUUGGCUGUGUGUAUUGGGAAUGUACAUGGAAAGUACCCUGCAAGUGGUCCAAAUCUCAGACUUGAUUUGCUUAAGGAUUUGCAUGUCUUGAGUUCAAAGAAAGGCGUGUUUCUGGUGCUGCAUGGAGCAUCUGGCUUGCCUGAGAAACUUAUCAAGGCUAGUAUUGAGCGUGGCGUGACCAAGUUCAAUGUAAACACUGAGGUGCGCCAGGCUUACAUGAACUCGCUUAGCAACCCGAAGAAAGAUCUGGUCCAUGUUAUGGCUUCAGCAAAAGAAGCCAUGAAAGCUGUGGUAGCAGAGAAGAUGCGCUUGUUUGGUUCAUCUGGAAAAGCAUGA